Myxocyprinus asiaticus (Chinese sucker) is the source of this 5498-nucleotide messenger RNA. It is a transcript of the gene pard3ba, whose product is annotated as par-3 family cell polarity regulator beta a. The transcript is spliced from 24 exons. Bases 337 to 3975 code for a protein of 1212 amino acids. The record is from RefSeq and is a predicted model, not a curated record. Gene Ontology annotation, cellular component: cell cortex; adherens junction; apical junction complex. NCBI's taxonomy places the organism in Eukaryota, Metazoa, Chordata, Actinopteri, Cypriniformes, Catostomidae. Gene Ontology annotation, biological process: establishment or maintenance of epithelial cell apical/basal polarity; cell adhesion; microtubule cytoskeleton organization. Gene Ontology annotation, molecular function: phosphatidylinositol binding; protein binding.
GAUAGUCCAACACUUCCGGUUUCGCCCUGGACUUCAGUGAGCAGCACUUCGGCAACAUCAUAUUAUAGUACGACUUUAAUAUUUCCGUCAGCACUGGUAACUCUCAUUCAAAGUGUCUUUUGGACGGAUUACCGGAUGAUUACUUCGUUCAUGGACUUUAUUUGGGCUUAUUAAGACUUUUCUAGCACUUUCAAGAGAAGUGAAGAUCGCACCUGUACUAGUUGACCAAUGACACCUGUUGUCUCUUCUGCGGAAGGGUAACCGCGCGCGAUUUCAUAUAAACUGUGAAACAAACAAACACGGAGGACAUUAAACCUUUUGGAUGACGCAGCUAAGAUGAAAGUGACGGUGAAUUUCGGGAGAACGGGGGUGGUCGUCCCGUGUAAAGACGGCUGGAUGGUGCGGGACUUGAUCGAUCAAGCCACACAAAGAUAUAAGAAGAUAAUCGAACAGGAUGGGGAAUUCCUGGUACAGACACACCAUGUUGAGUAUGUGGACGGGGGGAUCCUGGACCCAGACGACAUGCUAACAGACCUGGUCGAAGACAAAGACAAGUUAGUCGCUGUGUAUGAGGAGACGGAGCUCCAGCAGAGGGCGUCGGUGAGUCCCGGGGGGAGUUUGACCUCCUAUCGCUCUAGUCCUGACCCCUCUGAACCUGAGCUGAAUGUCCUGCAGCCCUACGCCGGCAGCGAAAUAGAGGUCACCUCCUCCGCCCUCAAAUCAACCACUCCCCUAUCGGUGAGAAGCAGCAGUGACCCCUCCCUCGCCCUGCCCCUGGAUGUAGUUUCAUUGGACCCUGAUGAGAGCAGCGGACCCCGACCAAAAGGAGUUGGCCAUGCAACGACUGUGAAGGGAGGAGUCAUGGACAAACCCAAAGUGGAUGUCCCAAACUCCAGGAGUGGACAAGACCACACCAGCAGUCUCACACGAAUGGUGAAGAUCUCAGGAGAAGGUGGGCCUCUGGGAAUCAAAGUUAUACCAUACUGUUCCUCACUGAGUGGAAGGACUCUGGGUCUGCAUAUCCGAUCCAUUGAGGAGAACAGCCGCUCUGAACGAGAGGGAAUCUUUCAAGAGGACGAGUGCAUUGUACAGAUCAAUGACACUGAGUUAAUAGACAAGUCCUUCACUGAGGCUCAGGAGGUGUUUCGUCAAGCAAUGUCUUCUACCAUAAUUUGUUUGGAGGUGCUUCCUGUCGCCAAUAAGCUUCGCUAUGAAAAGAGCCUCAUCGGGCAACUUUUCACCAACACUGAGCCAAACCCGUUGGUCCCGAAGGUUAAGAGCCCAUUCUUGGUCCGCAAACUUGGUUCCAAUGCACCAACGCCAUCACCCCUGCCCCCUGCCUCACAGACCCCACCCCUGAAAGAGGAGGAGCUUUUACCUGCAAGACAUCCCCCCAUGGAGAUGUACCAUCGCAAAGACACGCCCUCUCCUCCAGUCAGCGCGUCACCCACCAUGAGAGAUCGUAGCGAGUGUCCCGCCACCAAAAAGACCCUGGACCUCGCCACAGUGGUUAAUAUGGUCAGCAGAAAGCCUGGAAAGAAACUGAAUAUCGAUUUGAAGAAAGGUACGGAGGGCCUUGGUUUCACCGUGGUAACCCGAGACUCAUCUGUUCAUGGUCCAGGACCCAUUCUGGUCAAGAGUAUUUUGCCUCGCGGAGCAGCCGUAAAAGAUGGCCGACUCAUGUCAGGAGACUGCAUCCUGGAGGUAAAUGGAGUGGACAUCACUGGACGCACUCAAGAGGAACUGGUUGCUAUGUUGCGAAGCACCAAACUGGGAGAAACGGUGUCUUUGAUAGUUGGACGACAAGAAGAGUUCUUGCCCAGAGAAUUGAAAGGAGAGCCGUCAGGUCCUUUGCUGUCUGAGGAUGGGCGAGAGCAGCUGAUGUUUGAAGUUCCUCUGAGUGACUCCGGCUCAGCUGGUCUCGGGGUCAGUCUGAAGGGAAACAAGUCUCGAGAGACCGGAGAAGACUUGGGCAUCUUCAUCAAGUCCAUCAUCCAUGGAGGGGCUGCAAACAAGGAUGGUCGCUUGCAUGUCAACGACCAGCUGAUAGCUGUUAACAGCGAAUCCCUGCUCGGCCGUUCCAACCAUGACGCCAUGGAAACACUGCGGCACUCCAUGUCCACUGAGGGUAACCUACGAGGAACCAUCCAAUUGGUGGUUCUGCGAGCUCUGGAGGGAUCACCUGCCCAGGAAAAUCAAGACGUCAGACAAAAUCCUACAAGAAACGACUCUUCUGUCCUGCAUUCUAACAUCAACCAGACCAACAACUCCGUACCUCCAUCCACAGCAAAAAAACGUUUAUAUGAUGCUGCUCCUGCUCCAUAUAAACCCCAUGGCGGGCGACAGGAACUGCCAGAGAAGGAUUUUGGUGAAGAUGAUUUCCCUCCUCCACCUUCUGAUCUUGACCUGCUGGAAACCAGCUCUCCACGCAAGCAUCUACAAGAUCGGCCUGAGAGGGAGCCUGUCACACAUUUUAGCCAUCCUGCCAACCAACAAUAUCCACAACGAAAGAAACUGCCAGAUUACUCAACGUCGAAGACUUCCAAGAGUAUGGAUCUAGUGGAAGAUGAGAGUAACAUGGCGUCUAUACAAGGACAGAGACCUGAACCCCUCUCCUCUAACGGGACGGCAUUGGGGCCCACUCUGGGUCUGCAGAAAUCCAGUUCUCUGGAGAGUCUCCAGACAGCGAUGGAGGACGUCAGUAAAGACGAGGUACCCUUCCACCGUCCACGCGCUCAUAUGGUGAGAGGCCGCGGCUGCAACCUCAGCUUUCGCCACGCCAUCGACAAAUCCUACGACGGACCCUCCGAACCUGAGGACGAUGACUCUGAGGAAGACUCUGGAAGAGACACACCUGCCAGCGGCUCCUCUCGACAGGAACUAGAUGAUGACAAGAAGGCAAAGAAAAAGAAUGCCAAAAAGAAGAAAGAGAAAAAGAGCAAAAAGAAGGCUGAGCCCGAAGACCUGGAGAAAAAGACCAAGAAAAAAGGAUUUGGUUUGUUGAGCUUGGAGCCCCAGUCUGACCUCAGAUCAGUGCAGAGGAAUAUGUUUGGGAGAAAAAACAAAGAGGAAAAGGCCAAAGCCAAGGUGAAACAACUGGGAGCUUUGAGCGAAGAGGAGGUGGACAAGAGUGAACCUGAACUGUUUCUGUCAAUGAGUGAAAGGAACAGCCCCGCUCAUGAACGCGCAAACUUCCCAGAUGUUGAAGAUGAUGACCUGGAUCCCAACUACGCUCGCAUCAACAAUUUUAGAGAACCCCCUUCCUCUGGUCACUCCCCUUACCCACCUGGAACUCCUACCCAUAACUACUCUCAGCCUGCCUUCCCCGCCCCAAACAGAGAGUUGCCCAAUGAGAAUGCACUAGAGGGGCUAUACGCAAAAGUGAACAAGCAAAGACCCGCCCCUUCAAAGACUGACAGUAAUGAAGAACGAUUGCAGCAAAUCAGAAAUCAGCUUCAGCAGGUGAGACCCGCCCCAUCCUAUGACGAUCUGACCGCACGCAGACGACAGGAGUACGACCCUUCACGAAUCAGAGGACCUGAUCCUCAACAGGUUCCAAGAUACAACAACGAAGAUCGCCUCUAUGCCUCUGUGCCCAGGAGAAUGCCAGUGGAGGACUACCCGAACCAGAACUGGGCCAAACAGAGAGAUCUGGCCAGUUACCCAAACCCCACUUAUGAGUAUCCAAAUCAAGCGGGCUAUCAAGACAACUAUCCUCUGCGCUCGCCCCGUUUACCUGUACCCAGACACACAGAGGGUGCCAGUGGUACAUACCCCUCCCCUCAAGUGCCACAGAGGGGUCCUCUGAGACAGGAUGUCCCUCCCUCGCCCAAUCCUGGUGCCAGAGGACCACCGCGAUAUGAAACGUUAAAUCAGGGGAACUAUCGGACGGCGAGUCCUGAUCGCUAUGGGGCGUACAGCGAUGAACAAUACCAAGACCCCCGACAGAAGAACCCCAUGAUUGGUGCUGUCUAGAAAAGGAAGAAUUAGGUUUGUGUUUUCACGAGAACAUGUCCAAGUCACAUUUCAGCCCAAAAUCAAUAAAAUAAAAAUAUAUAUUUUGCAUAAAGUUAAUAAUGGCUAUAUUAUAACCAUUUGUAUUUCAUGAUUUAAAGGCAAAUUCUUGCUCAAAAUUGUCAUUACCUUAAUGUCUUUUGAGGUUUUUUUUGUUUUGUAAUUCUAGUACUGUAAUAUAUAUAUAUAUUUUUAUUAUUAUUAUUAUUAUUUUUUAUUAUUAUUAUUAUUUUUAAUCAGUGUAACUUAAAGGCUGUACAACAAAUAUAUUUUCUCACUUUGCAGUAAUAAGUAUUUGAUUUUUUUGUAUUACGGUAAUGAGAAUUGGGGGAAAUUUGCUUGGUUGUCAUGAAAGUAGCCACAAUGCAAAAAACUCCUAAUGAUUUUCUUUACAUUGUGACUGUUUUUAUUACAUUUAAGCACAUUAUCAUUACCAUUAUGCAUGCAGAUGAUUUACUCAUUUCAUUCUCAUUUUUUCACAAUAUUUUUUUACUGUAUUACUGUGCAAAAAAAAAAAAAUUACUAUUAAUUAUUUGUUUUCAAUCAGCGUAACUUAAAGGCAGUACAAUACAUACUACCAUGAUGUAUAAAUACUUAACGAUUUAAAUAUACGAUUACUUUUUUGCAUUGAAAUUAUAUUUUUAUUUUAUUUGUAUUUUAUUUUUUUGCAUUACAGUUAAAAAAAAAAAGGGGGUGGUGGUGUGGGGGUGCUUAAUUGUCAUGAAAAUAAUGUAGAAUGCAAAAAAUCUUUAUGGUUCUAAAAAACAUUUUUUAUUAUAAUCAAACACAUUUUUGCACGAAAUUAACAUUGCCACUUUAUCACAUUACUUUUGAGAUUUUUUUAUUUUAUUAUUAUUCUAAAUAGUGAUUCUCAUUAGAUUCUCUUUACUGUAAUGCAGUCAUUUUUAACUUUUUUAUUUUAUUUCAUUAUUAUUAUUUUUUAAUCAGCAUAACUCAAAGGCAUUACAAUAAAUAUUACCAUCAUGUAUAAACACUUAGUUUGAAUAAAUCUUUUUUUUUUUUUUACAUUGCAGUACUAAGAAUUUUUUUUUAAUUAUUAUAAUUUUUAUUUUAAUACAACUACGGUAAUAAGAAAUGGGGAUAAAUGUGCUUAAUUGUCAUAAAAAUAAUGUCAAUGUAAAACAUCUUAAUAUUCAUAAAAAAUAGGCGUUAUUUUCUCUAAGCAAAAUAUAAUACAUUUUGUCUUAAUUUUGGGGUGAAAUAUGACCCGGAUGUGUUCUUGACAGGUUUUGUGAGAUUCCCCCUCGUAUCAGAUGUCCCAGUUCUUUUAACUUUCUCAUUUGGAGACUGUAAGGAACAAUCUGAACAAUCUGAACACUUGCUUAGACUGAUGUCAAAAAUAUGCAAAGUUGGCUAUGUUAAUAUAAAGUUACUCUAAAGUAAACUAGAUAAGUCAAUUUUAUACAUUGUUUUGGAUGUCAGCUAUAUCUCCUUUUAAUAAAUGUGUAUGAAUGUGCAUGUUA